Messenger RNA from Helicoverpa zea (corn earworm), 6066 nucleotides. RefSeq lists its product as uncharacterized. Lineage: Eukaryota; Metazoa; Arthropoda; Insecta; Lepidoptera; Noctuidae. The coding region runs from base 551 to 2479 and encodes 642 amino acids. The record is from RefSeq and is a predicted model, not a curated record. The transcript has 4 exons.
UCAGAACGAUGAUAAAAGAUCUGCCGUGCCGCGCGUGAUACUAUUCUUUGUUGAUGUGAAGCAAAAAGUGUUGAUUGUGAGGGUGACGUUGCGAAUGCGAGGAGGCUCCGUCCGCGUUCACCCUCACUCGGGUGACGUUUUGGCGCCAUCGACCCAUUUAGCACGGCGGGGCGGGCAUGAAAUAAGGGGUGCACAUAGUGCGUCAUUUGUUAUUAGCUAGUGACAAUGCGAUUGCAUAAAAAUUAAAGCAAGCGCUGCAUUAGAAAAAAACUGACCCACUAGCAAAGAAUAGGCCAAAGAAAUUAAGGAUGUAUUAGUAACGGAGGAAUUAAAGGAUCGAUUUAUAUCACACGGCCCACGGCGAUUGUAAAAUGGACUCACGAUUAUUAUACAAGAUGAUGGUGUUUGAUAACGGCAGACACUAUCACGGACAGGAUGCGUAAGCAUAAGAGAGAGAGUCAGGCGUUUGCCUGCUGGCCUGCCACGUCGAGAGAACUUCAUCAAACUCCACACUCCAUCAUCUGAUACCCACACACUUGGUACAGAGGAAAUGCAGUGCUCAGUAACACUGGAAAGUGACCAUAACAGUGGGAAUGUAAAAAUGAAGACAAUUAACAAUUAUAAGAAUCCUUACAAAAAGGAACCUAAUCUUGACAACAUUGUUGAUCAGCUGUGCACACGACUCCAGGACAUCAAAGAUCAAGAAAGUGCGUCACAAGUAGGCAUGCCCACGUGUUCUCUAGAAGAAACUGAGGCUGUUCGACGAUAUUACGCUGCGUUUCCGGCUUUGAAAAAGGGUCGAGAGUCGCCAUUACCGUAUUAUCUUCCACCGCCAGCGUGGUGUCGUAAAUCAGCGGCAGAUACCAAGAUCAAAAUGCAAAGCGAAUUGUCAGUGUCUAAAGAUUGGAAUACAAAAAAUAAAAAACUAACAUCAAGCAAAGAGCGACGUAAUUCAUACCACGGUCAAAAGAAGAACAACAAGAAACGUUGCAACAGUUACAGUAGAUCCUUUGACAGCAAAGAGAUACUGCCUGAGUGGGUAACGCACGAGGGUGUCUGGGACAUGGAAACUCAAGACCCGGUGAAGGAGUUCAUCAGAGCCAUAGCAUUAGACGAGGGUUACGGAACUUGCGAGAACACCGUCACAGACGAGAUCAAAGAAAUAACACAAGGCAAGAUCGGAAUGAACGAAAACAUGGUGCCCGACUGGGAUGACAGCCUCGACCUCGACGCCGAGUGGGUCAUCACUGAGGACCUCAACCCGCGCGUCCGUACGCCCAUGGAGGAGGAACUCUACGCUAAGUUCGAAGCCAAGUUCGAUCGCAGCAUCGAAGCUCUGUGGUCCAAAGACCAGAACACGCCCGAUGACGAGUAUCAGGACCUUCCGAUUGACUUCCAAGAUCUGCUGUCAUCCCCCUCCGAUCGCCUGUUUGCCGACCCGUCCGCGGAGAAAUGCAGUCUCAUAUCUCUGACCGAGAGCAUUUGGUCCACUGAAGCGGCAGACUUCCCGCCUCCGCUCGACCGCGGAGACUCGCCUUCGCGCAUCGCCGACGCUCUGCACGACCGCUUCAGGCCGCUCAACCUGGCCGACGUGGUGGCCGAGCCGGAGCCGCGCGAGCUCGAGUCCUUCGCUCUGUACGAGGGCGACGAGAUCUACGACGCGCUGAGCACGGUCGCCCACACCAUGCGCUCCUUCACCGCCAUCAACCACAGCCGCGACCGCAGCGGCUUCGCCGAGGUGCCGCCGCGCCGCGCCCGGCCCCCCCGCGCCCCCCCCGCGCCGCGCUCGCCGCCGCCGCGGGCUGCAUCCCGCCCGCGCGAGGACCUGCUCACCUCCGCGCGCACGCACUUCCGCCCCAUCCGCCGCGAGCCCGACGCCGAGCCGCCGCGCUACGCCGACGGCGAUACCUUUGACAUCUGCGGCGACCCCGACCCCGUGGCCUUCCGCCGCAGCGACUCGGGCGGCCUGUACCUCGGCGCGGGGCUCGAGCGCUACCUGGAGUACCGCGCCGCGCGCACCAUCGACUACGGCCGCCUCAACCUGACCGCGGCGCAGCGCUGCCCCGACCUCGACGAGCCGGGGCUGCGGCUGCGCUUCCCGCUGCGGCAGCGCGACGCCGGCGUGCAGACGGACGCGCCGGUGGCGGACGCCGCGGCCGCCUGGGCGCCGUGCGAGGAGUGCGGCCGCGCCGCCAAGAAGAUGCGCCCCAGCGCCGCGCGCUCCAUCUGGAGCUCCCGCGCGUGUCGCGCCUGCGCCUGCGCGCCCGCCGCGCCGCCCGCGCCCGCGCCCGCGCGCGAGGAGCUGUCGCGCGAGUGGGAGGAGCUGGUGUCGGACAUGAGCGAGUUCGGCGAGGCGGCGCGCGCGGACCGCAAGCGGCGGCACUCGGCGGCGCUGCGCUGCGCGGCGCAGUGCGGCCACCCGCACGCGCGCUUCCUGCCGUGCUGCACGCUGGCCACGGACCGCCCGCUCACGCGCUAGGCGCUGCCGGCCGCGGGACCGGGGCGCGGACGCUGCCGGCCGCGGGACCGGGGCGCGGACGCUGCCGGCCGCGGGACCGGGGCGCGGACGCUGCCGAGCCGCCUCGGUGCUCAUCGUUUCCUUUCCCGAUCUAUCGUCCUACACUUUGUAUAUAUCUUUUUCUUCGAGCGUAUUAUUGUUUGUAUGUCGAAAGUGAGAAAUCGCAGCUUUUCAAAUUCGAAAACGACGUGCCGCCGUGAUCGGUCUCGAGAAUGAUGUCCUUUGUGGCUCGAUUGCUCCUUCAAGUGGCAUUAGAAUGAAAAAGUUAGCAAUAAAAUAGGAUUAAUUAGCGAAGCCUUAAACGUUACUUUCUCCGAGUGUCGAGGGUUGUAGAGGUACAAAAGUGGAAGGCUAGAAGUGCUAACAUAUCUUAUGAUUGUAGAUAUUGAAGGAAAGGAGGAGUUAUAUGUAACGUUAAUUUUAGUUCAAUGUUUUCUUUGUAGAGAUUUCAUAUUGAUGUAGGAAUGUUUGAUGGAAUGCUCUCGCUUCAUUGUCGAUACUCGACGAAAAUUGAUAAAUGUGCGAAAGUGUUCGGGAUUGUGCGUUAUUAUUAAACAAUGGCCUUGAAAUAAUUAGCAGUAUUGCUGCGUGUUAUAUAUUUAUUUUAAAAUGUUUUGUUGGGAAAAUAACUAUAUAUUUUAUUUUAGUUUAAAAAUUACAUGUUAACGCAAAACGAGGCGAGAGCAUUUCAGGACAAACAUGAUAGGACGAUUCUAAUAUAAUUCUUACAAUAAUAUCGUCCCGACUUGUUUAAUAAUUUGUUAAUAUAAAAUGUAAGUAGAACAGGUAUUUUAUUUUUGUUAGUAUUUUUCGUUUACGUUUCCAGGCGAUCUAAAUUCAUUCAAAAUUUUUAUAUCGUAAAGUAAAUUGUUCUGUUUUCUUUUGCAACAUUUUUGAACGCGAUCUUUAAUGUAAGGAGAUAUUUAGAGGCAUCUCCCGUUGUCCAGCAGUGGGUACGCCUUUCGGCCGAAUGUUCGCGAAAGAUGUAUCCACAGUUGUAACUGUUCUAAGCCGAACUAGUGUUAGUGCGGCUUUGUGUCCGAGGUUCGAACGAUAUCGGAGGCGGACAGUUGUGGUUUGUCCAUGUUGAAUAAGUUUUACACGCGGCGAUUUUAUUGAUUUGCCGCAUAAUAUAAUGUAGGUUGGCGAGCGCGUCGCGGGUCAGUGUUCAUUCUUGAUACUUGAGGCCCGCUGCAUUCUGCCGGAUAGUGGUAAUUCGAGGUGUUAGCAGUUUUGUAUGAAGCUGGACUAUGUUAGUGGGGGGCGCUGCAUGCAAGCCCCCUGGAGUGUCGUCGGAUACGAUGAACUAAGUGUCGUGCUCUUUGAUAUAUGCCCGGCCGACGCUGUUCACCGUUUACGGACGUACGUUUUCGUUCCGGAAACAGUUGGUUAACUUUUUAUAAGAUGUGUCAAGCAUUGCGAUGCUCUGUGGCGGUAUUACAAACGGUGAGCAGCGAGGGCCAUCAAUUGUAACAUAAUUUACAGCUCCAAGUAUGGAUUGUAACAGUUCAUAUAGGCGUAACUGUUAUUAUAGUUGAUGUAAAACAUAAGAAGUGUAUAUGUUAUAUUUUCGUAUAUUUUCAUUUUACACGGGGCGUUGUCUGGGCGCGGACGCCGCGUUAGCGCAGCGCCCGCUCGUCACGGCCCCACACAACUUAUAUUUAUUUCAUUUGAAAGCCUUGCCUAGUUACAAUUUCAUAUUAAACUUUAAUAUUCGUGCAUACUUUUCUAUUUUAUGUGUCGUGUUUUAUAUAUUUAUUUUUAUGUAGUGUGAUUUACUUCUGUUUGUAAUAACUGAAAACGGAAAAUGUAAAAAAAAAAUGUCAUUGCAAAAUUUACAUCAGGAAGGCUAUCCUUGUAUAUAUUUAGUAUAUUGUGAAAUUAAUGUAUAGUCAUUUUCAGUUCUUUUAAAUGAUGUGUCAUUAUGUUCGCUAAUUCUUUUGUCAAUUUCCUUAUCUGAAAUAUUUGAUGUUAUGUUCAUGCGGGUAGACAAGUACAUCAGUUUACAACUAUACAAUGUUUCAGAUAUUGAAAUGUUCACGUACUGUCUAAAGCUACGUUAUUAGAGAGGUUGGGUAUUUUUAAACUCAUUCAACUAAUUAAUUCACAUUCAUUUUCUCGUGUCACGUAAUGUAUUUCAUUUUUCUGUCAUAAGUUCAUAUUAUAUUGUACUUAUUCCAUUAACGAUAUUCGCUAAAGGAUACCUCGAUAAAAAAUAUUAGAAAAAGCAAAAAAAAAAUUAUUAGAUUCAAGUCCGCAUAUAAUAUUAUGUUUGAUUAGUUAUUAAUCUAAUGUAAUGUGCCUAUGCACUUGAUUGUCUAUUUAUCCUGGACAUCUGAGGAUAAUAGUUUUUCAGCAAAUGUUGAAGGAAUGCUUGAACAAUUGUUGAGAAACAAAAGGAGUUUGCUGUGGUAUUCGGUAACGGGGACUUGUUACAAUCAAAUAUAUGCCAAGCCUAUGCAAGCUCCUUAAAUAUUGAGUAGGACGUGAAUAAAUCUAUCAAGACAGCUAUCAUUAUGUCAUCAAUCCGUUGCUCCCUCGUCUGAUAGGUUUAUCAACGUCCUAUGUACUGCCGAGCCUGUAGGGCCACUUGCGUCAUUUCUCGUGUUCACUUGUCGCGUACUUUAUUGCUGUGCCAAUGACAAACUGACGUAAGUGGACUUACCGGUGGUUUAUCGGUCCCCGCCAAUCACAACUCUUUUUAUGCGCCACAAAAUCAUUUGUAAGUGGCAAAUAAGAUCUUCGUCGUUAUUGUAAUAAUAUGUACUAUUGGUAUUUCAACUUUUUUACUGUCAGCAAAUAACCAAUGUUUGUUUUACACACAAUAAUUAUUUCUUCUUGAGAGCAAACACUUUUUUCUGUGUAUAUGAAAUUUGGACACGUAGCAAAUCAGCACAUAUUAAACAAAUAAAAAGUUAAAAAAAAUAUGAUAUAUCUAUUUUGCAAUGUAGACACAAAAUAAAAUUCUAAAUCUGUAUUGCUCUCUUCAGGAACAAGUCGGCUUGUAACCGAUAGCUGAUAGUAGCCUUGGUUACAUGCAUAUUUGUUGUUUACAUUUCAUAUCAAUUUAUACAUUUUAUUUUCUUUAUGAAGUUUCGUAAAAUCAUUAGAGAUUUAAAAAAACUUUUAAGCCGGGGUACGAGCAGUACACAAGGGAUUUCACAUCUUAUAUUUUGGGCGCCAAACUUUAAACUGCACUGCUAAAAACGAAAAAACCAAAUAAAAAAAACCUUCAAUAACUUACCACUUUGAUGUUUUGUCACUAAUAAGAAUUAAGAAUUUUCGAUAUUUCUAACUAUAACUUAUUGCGAAAAUUGGCACCUUUAUUUUGCAAUUAAGUAUAGGUAAAAUAAACGACGAUACUAGGUAUGAAAGAGCUUUCAAUUAGAUUGUACCAAAAUAUGUAUACCCAUUUGAAAAUUGUUAAUUCAUUUAGAAGUGGUUAUCCCUGAAAAUAGUUACCAUUUUCAUAAUUACGUUAGGUUGUGCUCGCUACUCUGGUUCUUGCCACCUGUGGGAAGAAAUAAAAAUAAACGAUCGAUCCACAA